Molecule: messenger RNA, 2384 nt
Organism: Phytophthora sojae
Lineage: Eukaryota; Oomycota; Peronosporomycetes; Peronosporales; Peronosporaceae
Exons: 1
Coding region: 1-2271 (756 amino acids)
Biological process (GO): fatty acid biosynthetic process
Molecular function (GO): holo-[acyl-carrier-protein] synthase activity; 3-oxoacyl-[acyl-carrier-protein] synthase activity; magnesium ion binding
Source: RefSeq, a predicted model, not a curated record
AUGAUUCGCCUGCGCAAGGGUUCUGUGCUGAACAUUCCUCGUGCGCUCAACUUCGACCGCUUCGUUGCUGGCCAGAUCCCGACGGGCUGGAGCGCGGAGCGUCUUGGUUUGUCAAAGGACCUUGCCGAUGCCGUGGACCCUAUUACGCUGUACGUGCUGGCAUCGACGAUGGACGCGUUUGUUGCUGCUGGUGUGACAGACCCGUACGAGUUCUACCAGUACGUGCACGUGUCGGAAGUCGGUAACACGUCCGGUGGUGGAAUGGGUGGUAUGCGAGCAUUCACGCAGAUCUACAAGAACCGCCUUCUUGGCAAGCCGGCUCCGAGUGACGCUCUGCAGGAGUGCUUCAUCAACACGCCUCCGGCAUGGGUGAACAUGCUGCUCUUGAGUUCUUCUGGCCCGAUCAAGACCCCAGUGGGUGCCUGUGCCACGGCUGCUGAGUCUGUGGACAUCGGUGCGGAGACGAUCAAGAGCGGCAAGGCUCGCAUUUGCAUCGUUGGUGGAUACGACGAUUUCGGUGAGGAGGGUGCGUUCGAGUUCGCGCAGAUGAAGGCGACGAGUGACUCGGUGAAGGAGACUGGAAUGGGUCGUGAGCCCAAGGAAAUGUGCCGUCCGUGCUCGACGACGCGUGGUGGCUUCAUGGAGAGCCAUGGCGCUGGUAUUCAGCUGCUGAUGGAUGCCCAGCUCGCGCUUGAAAUGGGUCUGCCGAUCUAUGGUAUUGUGGCGCUGACGAAUACGGCAACGGACAAGAACGGCCGCUCUGUGCCGGCUCCUGGUCAGGGCAUUCUGACGACGGCGCGCGAGGCUACGUCGGACAACUCGAAGCCUUCCCCGCUGCUGGACGUGGAGUUCCGUCGCCGUCAGUUCGACGACGAGCUGGAGAGCAUUGAGAAGUGGUAUGCGCGUGAGAAGGCGUUGAUCGACGGGGACGAGUCUCGUGUGGCGUUCCUGGAUGAGAUGAAGGUGCGCAAGGUGCAGGCCGCUCAGGCAAUGUGGGGAGAAGGUUUCUACCAUGGCCGCACGGACAUUGCUCCUCUUCGCGGUGCGCUGAACGUGUGGAACCUGGAUAUCGACGACCUGGGCGCUGCUAGCUUCCACGGCACGGGUACCAAGGCCAACGACAAGAACGAGAGCGAGGUGACGCACAAGCAGAUGGCUCACUUGGGCCGCUCUGCGGGCAACCCGCUUCCGGUGAUCUGCCAGAAGAACCUGACGGGCCACCCGAAGGGUGCCGCUGCUGCGUGGAUGCUGAACGGCCUGCUGCAGGUGCUGAACACGGGCUUGAUCCCGGGCAACCGUCAGCUGGACAACACGUGCGCGACGCUGCGCAAGUACGACCACCUCGUGUACCCGAACCGUAGCUACCAGACGGUGGGCAUCAAGGCUGUGCUGAUGAAGAGUUUCGGCUUCGGCCAGGCCGGUGGCGAGGUGGUGCUGGUGCACCCGGACUACUUGCUGUCGACGCUGGGUGCUGAGGAGUUCCAGCACUACUCUGCUCGUCGCGAGCAGCGUCUGAUCAAGAUGAACACGCACGUGCAGGGCGUGAUCACGGGCAAGCAGGCGCACAUCCAGGUGAAGAACGAGGCGCCGUACUCGUCGGCGCAGGAGAGCAACGUGUACCUGGACCCGACGGCCCGCGCGGAGUACGACGCGACGUCCAAGACGUGGCGUUUUGGCGGCGCGGACUCGCUCACUGCGGAGGAGAACCGCCGCCAGCGCGCGGAGAAGCGCGCGAAGAAGGCGAAGGCUGCUGCGGAAGCGGCGGCGGCGGCCUCGAAGAAGACCACGGAGACGCACUCGGCCGACUCGUCGUCGACGCUAUUGACUGCCAUCAACCAAGCGGCGACCGACCUGGGUCUGGCGUCCAAGAACAUGGGCAUGGGUGUGGACGUGGAGCCGGUGGCCACGUUCGAGAACCUGAAUGGCCGCGAGGACUUCAUCCGCCGCAACUUCACGGACCAGGAGAUGGCGUACUGCUACAGCGCGCCGCACCCGGCCGCGAGCUUCGCGGGUCGCUGGGCCGCCAAGGAGGCUGUGAUCAAGGCCAUCUCGAGCUCUUCGCCGACGGAGCCGAACCUGUGGAAGGGAGCUGGCGCCCCGCUGCGCGAGAUCGAGAUCUUCAUGACGGCGUCAGGCGCUCCGUCCGUGCUGCUGUCGGGCUACCCGCUGCAGGUGUUCAACCGUCUGAGCUUGUCGAAGCUGAGCGUGUCGAUCAGCCACUCGGGCGACUUCGCGGUGUCCCAGGCUGUUGCCAGCUUCCAGCAGGAGUAAGCCCUCGUGACAUAGGUAGUUUUCAUAUUGCACUAUUGCAUGUUUCAUGCUGUAUAUACCGCUGCGUAAUUAACUUUGUAGAACAGGAAUUGCAUCCCUUUGCAUUAUCAUUG